AAGUGUGCGUGCUGAGUGGAAACAAGCAGUUAAGACAGAGGCGACAUUUAAAAGAUAUCCAAAAUAUUUCAGAUAUAUUUAUUUAAAUAAACAACGAGUAAAGCAACAAGAGGUGCCUGCUGGUGUCAAAAUGGCUCGCAUCAGACGCUACUCGGAGGCCAUGACGAUGCCCGACUCUUUCAUCCAGCGCCAGCAGCUGGACGCCAGCAUGGCCGACACCUUCCUGGAGCACCUGUGUCUUCUGGACAUCGACCAGGAGCCCAUCACGGCCCGCAACACCAGCAUCGUGUGCACCAUCGGUCCUGCUUCCCGAUCCAUUGCCAAACUCCAGGAGAUGGUCAAAGCCGGGAUGAAUAUCGCACGUUUGAAUUUUUCUCACGGUUCCCACGAGUACCACAGCGAAACCAUCAAGAACAUCCGUGAGGCGGUGGAGACGGUCACAUCUGACCCGCUGUACUAUCGGCCUGUGGCCAUCGCCUUGGAUACCAAAGGACCGGAGAUACGCACUGGAUUAGUGAACGGGAAAGUGGAGGAGGAGGUGAAGCUGGAAAAGGGCAGCUAUGUUCGCGUGGUCACGGCACAAGCCGACAAAGACUCCACAGAUGGCAAGAACAUCUGGGUGGACUAUCCCGAUCUACCGCGGGUCCUCAAGAGCGGGGACAAGAUCUACAUCGACGACGGCCUCAUUGGACUUAAAGUUCAGGAAACUGGUCCGGACUGGGUGGACACGGUGGUGGAGGCUGACGGCGUGCUCUGCAGCCGCAAAGGCGUCAACCUGCCCGGCUGCGACCUGAUCGGCAUGCCUGCGGUCAGCGAGCGGGAUGAGGCCGACCUGAGGUUCGGCGUGGCCCAGGGCGUGGACAUCGUAUUCGCCAGCUUCAUCCGCUCCGCGCAGGACGUCCGCGACGUGAGGCGAGCUCUGGGCCCGCACGGGAAGAACAUCAAGGUGAUCAGCAAGGUGGAAAGUCGCCAAGGAGUCCAGAACAUUGAGGAAAUCUUGGCGGAAAGCGAUGGCGUGAUGGUCGCCAGGGGAGACCUGGGCAUCGAGAUCCCCGCCGAGAAAGUCUUCAUCGCCCAGAAGAUGAUGAUUGGUCGCUGCAACGCAUCCGGCAAGCCUGUCAUCUGCGCCACGCAGAUGCUGGAGAGCAUGAUGGUCCACCCGCGGCCCACGCGAGCAGAGGGCAGUGACGUGGCCAACGCCGUGCUGGACGGAGCCGACUGCGUGAUGCUAUCCGGCGAGACCGCCAAGGGCCUGUUUCCCGUGAAGGCAGUCGCCAUGAUGCACUCGAUUUGCAGGGAGGCGGAGGCGGCCAUUUUCCACCAGCAGCUAUUUGAGGAGCUGCGCCGCCUGACCCCGCUGUCCUCGGACCCCACAGAGGUUACUGCCAUCGGGGCAGUUGAGUCGUCCUUUAAGUGCUGCGCUGGCGCCAUUAUCGUCCUCACCUCUAGUGGCAGGGCGGCACACCUCCUUUCCAGGUAUCGGCCCCGCUGUCCAAUCAUUGCCGUCACCAGGAGCCCGCAGGUGGCGCGUCAGUCGCAGUUGCUGCGAGGAGUCUUCCCCGUCCUCUUUCACCCUCUACCAGCACCCGUCUGGGCCGACGAUGUCGACAACCGUGUCAACUUUGGAAUAGAAAUAGGCAAGGCGAGAGGAUUCUUCAAAGAGGGCGACAUGGUGAUCAUUGUGACCGGCUGGAUCCCGGGGUCGGGUCACACGAACAUCAUGAGGGCCGUCAACGUCACGUAGCCAUCAGCGGCCGUCUCCGGCAAACACUUACGGUUACACUUCGCAACAGUGGCAUGUGUUCAGCUAGCUGACAUUUCCACUCAGGCACGAUGUGUGUCUGUUUUCAAAGCAAUGACUCCGAUUUAGCCAAUAAAACUUGAAGCAAUCGUAA
Hippocampus comes (tiger tail seahorse) is the source of this 1895-nucleotide messenger RNA. RefSeq names its product pyruvate kinase L/R (gene pklr). The coding region runs from base 131 to 1744 and encodes 537 amino acids. The record is from RefSeq and is a predicted model, not a curated record. Lineage: Eukaryota; Metazoa; Chordata; Actinopteri; Syngnathiformes; Syngnathidae. Gene Ontology annotation, biological process: glycolytic process. The transcript has 12 exons. Gene Ontology annotation, molecular function: potassium ion binding; pyruvate kinase activity; magnesium ion binding.